This is a messenger RNA of Mugil cephalus (flathead mullet), 2626 nucleotides long. RefSeq names its product DEAD (Asp-Glu-Ala-Asp) box polypeptide 20 (gene ddx20). Bases 22 to 2439 code for a protein of 805 amino acids. The record is from RefSeq and is a predicted model, not a curated record. Gene Ontology annotation, cellular component: SMN complex. Gene Ontology annotation, biological process: spliceosomal snRNP assembly. Lineage: Eukaryota; Metazoa; Chordata; Actinopteri; Mugiliformes; Mugilidae. Gene Ontology annotation, molecular function: ATP binding; RNA helicase activity; RNA binding. The transcript has 11 exons.
GUAAACAACAAUCCGGCAAUCAUGGCUGCCUCCAUGAGGAAAGCAGCCCACGACGUAGAAACGCGAAAGCGGACUGAGGAUGUGCUUCUGUCCGAGGGGAUCGACUUCGGCUCCCUGCUGCUGUCCCAGGCCGUGCUGGACGGACUGUCAGCCUCGGGUUUUCAGAAGCCGUCCCCGAUCCAGCUCAAGGCGAUCCCGCUGGGCCGCUGCGGACUCGAUUUGAUUGUGCAGGCCAAGUCGGGCACGGGAAAGACGUGCGUGUUCUGCACCAUCGCCCUCGACUCUCUGGUCCUGGAGAAUCAUGCAACUCAGGUGCUCGUGUUGGCUCCAACGCGUGAGAUCGCAGUGCAGAUCCACUCUGUGGUGAUGGCUAUAGGCUGCGCCAUGGAGGGCCUGGAGUGCCAUGUCUUCAUCGGAGGCCGGCCCGUCAGUCAAGACAAACUCCACCUGAAGAAGUGUCACGUGGCCGUGGGCUCACCAGGCCGCAUCAAGCAGCUUAUCGAGCUGGGCAUGUUGUCCACUGCCAGCGUCAGACUGUUUGUUCUGGACGAGGCGGACAAGCUGCUGGAGGAGGGCAGCUUCCAGGAACAGAUAAACUGGAUCUUCUCCUCUUUGCCCGUGAACAAACAGAUGCUCGCUCUCUCUGCCACUUACCCAGAAUCCCUUGCUCAGCACCUUACCCGCUACAUGAGAGAGCCCACCUUUGUUAGACUUAAUCCGAGUGACAUGGGCCUGAAAGGCCUGAAGCAGUAUUACAAGCUGGUGCAGUCCCAUCCACUACCGCACAGGGUGUUUGAGGAGAAGGUGCAGCAUUUGCUGGAGCUGUUCAGUAAAAUCCCCUUCAACCAAGCCCUAGUGUUUUCCAACUUGCACACAAGGGCUCAGCACCUGGCAGACAUCCUCUCUUCCAAAGGCUUACCUGCUGUUUGCAUCUCAGGUGGUCUGAGUCAGGACCAGAGACUGGAGGCGAUGUCCAAGCUGAAGCAGUACCAGUGCAGGGUGCUCAUCUCCACCGACCUGACGUCCAGGGGCAUAGACGCAGAGAAAGUCAACUUGGUCAUAAACCUGGACGUGCCGCAGGACUGGGAAACCUAUAUGCACAGGAUCGGACGGGCCGGGCGCUUCGGCACUCAGGGGCUGGCUGUGACCUACUGUUGCCAUGGCGAGGAGGAGAACAAGAUGAUGGCCAUCGCUCAAAAGUGUGGCCUCAGUUUGUCUGCGCUGCCGUCUACCGUAGAGCCCGGGUUGAUGGAUGAGCCGUGUGAUUGGGAUGUCUGCGCCGAGGCCUCCACUCCAGACACAUUAUCCCGGCUGUUCUCUAGGGCAGAGAAGAGGAGGCGUCCGAAGGCUGAAGUGCACGCGUAUGAGCCCGUCGUGGAUAAAGCUGAGGAGCAAAACAGUCAAAGAAACCCCCCGGAGAAGACUCGUCCUGCACCCAGACGAGGAGCACACUGCGAAGAGAAUGCUGGAAGGAUAUCCCCCGCCAAAGACCUUCCGCCGAGACGUCCCCUUCAAGUGAAUCCUACUCGAAAAGAGCUACAAGACGCUCUGCCAAAGAUCCUUCCGCUCAGCGCGUUCAAAAAUAACGGCUCGACGUUCAUGAGCCUUGAGGAGGCCGAGUGGGACUUCCAGAAGUUCAUCACGACAGGGUUGGGGAGAUCAGUGGAGGUCAUCAGGGAGUUCAGAGGCCGAGAGGACGGUGACCCCACUGAUCAGAGUGGGCACAGGGAGUCUGUCACGCUUCACGAUGACAGUCGUCUAAAUUUCCGAAAGAGCGGUGAAUGGCGCAAAUCGAACUUUCCGCCCCCGAGGGUGAUUUCUGCUCCUUCCAGUUCUGCCUCUGAUAUGGAGGAGGAUCGGGGCGAUGCGGCGCUGCAAAGUUCAAAUCAGGCUGCAAGUCGUGAACACAGAGCGGCCACUCGGCCUCUCGCUGAAACACCCGCACCCACUGCGCCCACAUCUAGGGCAAGCGCCACUAAACCCAAAGCUUGUGCUUUCCCUGCACCCAGAGUACGCGGCCAGACGCCCCGUGCAACAAGUGGGAGAGCUUUGUCUCACGGCGAGAGCAGCGAGUCUGUGCCGAGCUCCGAAUCAGACAGGCAAACCAGUCAGACGGCUCCGGCUCCGGCUCGCGGAGAUGAAUCGAAAAAGAUGAAAAGGGAGAUUGGAAAACCGAGCAAAAAGCAGUCACAAGAGAUGAAAAGGGAGCCGAAGUGGGAGAGGGAUGAAGAGGAUUGCACUGACAAAGAAGAGGAGGAGGAGGAGGAGGAGGAGGAGGAGUGGAGCGCUGAAAGUUACUGGAGAGCUUGUUACAGAGCCUGGAAUGAUUACUACACCUCCAUGUCGCCUUUUCAAGACCAAAACUACUACAGCGCAGCCUACAACUGGAUGGCAGCUUAUCGCAUGAACGCUGUCUACAUGGAAGAGCUCCUGAAGUAAUGACUUGUCCACUAAACCAGGAGUCCCUCCUCUAAUAUAGUGUCGUGCAUGAAUGAAUUUGAACAGGAGGACUUGAGAGACCAAUGUUUGCACUUAAUUUAACGCAUUGCACUUAAUUUUGUGUUUUCCAAUGACUGCAUACCAUAUGGUUGUCACAAUUACUUUUCUAAUAAAUUACAUGUCCCAA